AUAAAAUGAAAAGCAGCUGCGACGUUCAACGGCGCGUGAAUAAUCCGGCUUUAGGCGGCCGGAAGUCAUUUACGCGGAGGCGGGCGGCUCUUGAUGAAAGGAAGAAGUAAUAACAGAGAAAAUAGACGGUGAGACCAUGAAGACGGUGGUGGCGCUGCUGCUGCUUUGUGUGUGUGACGCCGCACACGCCGACUGUCAGGAUGACUGCCUGUCCUGCAGCCGCCUUCUGCCCAAACAGCGCACGUUCAACACCGUGGAGUGUCUGUUUGAGUGUGAAGCCAACGCCUCCCCCGCGUCCUCCUGGGACAUCUGCCGUGGCUCCUUGUCUCUUUCAUCCAUGCCCAAAAGGUCUCAGGAGGAGGUGGAGGCCUUCUUUCCUGCAGAGGACGAGGACGAGGCGGAGGAGGAAGGGGAAAGGCUGCCUUGGGCCUUGCAGAGGUUCCAUCAUGUGACCCAAGCACUCGGGCUGGACGAGAGGGUCGUGGGUGGUGAUGAUACCCACAGCGCUCCGUCCCUGGAGGACAAGCAAGAGCAUGAGGACUCUGACGUGACCUCCCGGGCACAGGGCGACGACACGGGCGCGCUGAGCAUCUCCAAGAGGUUCGGCGGCUUCGUCAAGGGGAGGCAUGGCUACAAGAAGCUGAUGGCUCCGUCGAGGUCGUACCAGAAGAGGUACGGCGGCUUCAUUGGCAUCCGGAAGUCGGCGCGCAAGUGGAACAACCAGAAACGCUUCAGCGAGUUCCUGAAACAGUACCUGGGCAUGAGCGCCCACGCCACAGAGUACAACAGCGUGUCGGAGGAGCUCAGCCAACAGAAUGAAGUGUAGUUCAGCCGCAGCUUCGCUCUCUCCUUGUGUCCUCUCAGCUUCUUCUCCAUCUUAGGCUGGAUUUACACUGCAGAUCUCUUAUUCUCAUUUCCUGCCUGCACCUAAUUUGUUUAGUAUCAUAUCCCCUGUCUCAGACACCCUAUGGACGUACACCCACCACACAUAUCCAGAACACAUAUCCACACUGGGCCACAUGGUAACAGGACGUGUCAAUCCAGGCUUCAUCCACUGCAUAUCCCACAAUAAAUAAAUUCACACGUACAAAACUCAUUUCAAAUGAAAGAUUUCAUCCAUACUUCCUCUUGAAUUUCUCUAUAUCCUCCGCAAGCACUUAUAUGGGACUAAAUACGACUACAACACACCAGGAAUGCUGCAGUACAGUGGAGCCCCGCCUUGUCGCCAUUCGGUCUCAUUUUUUUUCAUUUUUAAAAACGUCUUCAUUUAUGAGAAAAUGCGGUUUUGGCAGCAGAGCACUCAUAUAGAGGAUCUUUGACUAGCGUUUCUGCAGCGAGUGCUCCUGGAGAGGAGCUAUGGACCUUGUUUUUGCAGUAGGUCUUUCAAAAGAGCAGAGCAAUUUGUCGUAUACAGGAUCUUUGACCAGAGGUUUUUUUUUGUUGUUGUUGUUGCACUAGGUCCUUAAAAACGAAUCUAUCAUAAAAAGCGCUUCUAUCAUAUUGAGGAUCUUGGACGGUAGGUAGCAGAGCGUGAUGUCUUUUUAGGAUCUUUGACUUGCAUUUUUGCAGUAGGUAGCAGAGUACUCUGUCUUUUUAGGAUCUUUGACUGCCAUUUUUGCAGUGUGUUCUGAAAAACAGCACAGCACUUUGUCAUAGAGGAUCUUUGACCAGAGGUUGUUUUUUUUUUGCAGUGGGGCCUUAAAAAACGGAAGAGCGCUUACGUCAUAUUGAGGAUCUUUGGCGAGCAUUUUUGCAGUCGGUAGCAGAGCACUCUGUCGUAUAGAGGUUCUUUGACUAGCGUUUUUGUAAGCGGUUCUUAAAAGACAGAGCACUCUGUCUUUUUAGGAUCUUUGACUGCCAUUUUUGCAGUGGGUUCUGAAAAACAGCAGAGCAUUUUCUCAUAUAGAGGAUCUUUGGCCAGAGUUUUCUUUUUGCAGUCGGUCCUUAAAAACGGAAGAGCGCUUCUGUCAUAUUGAGCAUCUUUGGCGAGUUUGCAGUAGUCGCAGAGCACUAGAGGAUCUUUGACUAGCGUUUUUGCAGUAUGUCCUUUGACACAUGAAAGUGUUCCUGUCAUGGGUUUGUCUACAUAUUAUUAUUUUGCUGCAGUAUAGCAGGGAUCUACUGUACUCUGGUCAUGGCCUCGUGUUGCUAGGCGGAUUCUGUGUUGCACAAUCAUCUAAUGUCCCAAACUGAAUGAAAAACUACAUUGUCACAUGUAAUGACUGAAGACUGAAGCAGAGGGCCGCCAUACAGCAGGAACAGGAACAAGUCAGACAGACACACGUUAAGGAACAUGUGGACACAUCUACUGUGCAAUAAAGUCACUAUUCUCUAUUAAAUCUAGAAUAUAUAACAUUAGUAAAGAACAUGUACUGGAAUACUACCAUACUACAUUGCACCCAUGCAAAAUGGCCAUCAGUAGCAUCAUUUCCUGUACUCUACUACCCCCUGGUGGUACGUUUAUUGUAUUACGUCUAUUGUAAUGUGCAGAAUGGCCCAUUUGUUUGUGGCAACACCUCUAAAACGCAUUUAUUCAUCACUACGUCAGAGAGUGAGGAGUUGUAACUCCAACAAUCAUGAGAAACGUGAACAGUGCGAAGAGCUGUUUGGUAUUUCAACUGUCACCCGUGGUUCAUUCUGUGUGUAAAUAGCUGAAUUUGA
Molecule: messenger RNA, 2661 nt
Organism: Dunckerocampus dactyliophorus (ringed pipefish)
Lineage: Eukaryota; Metazoa; Chordata; Actinopteri; Syngnathiformes; Syngnathidae
Gene: pnoca
Product: prepronociceptin a
Exons: 3
Coding region: 137-826 (229 amino acids)
Biological process (GO): sensory perception; neuropeptide signaling pathway; chemical synaptic transmission
Cellular component (GO): plasma membrane; dendrite; axon terminus
Molecular function (GO): opioid receptor binding
Source: RefSeq, a predicted model, not a curated record